Messenger RNA from Vanessa tameamea, 5572 nucleotides. RefSeq names its product pseudouridylate synthase RPUSD2-like. The coding region runs from base 469 to 2235 and encodes 588 amino acids. Gene Ontology annotation, molecular function: pseudouridine synthase activity; RNA binding. The record is from RefSeq and is a predicted model, not a curated record. The transcript is spliced from 15 exons. Gene Ontology annotation, biological process: enzyme-directed rRNA pseudouridine synthesis. NCBI's taxonomy places the organism in Eukaryota, Metazoa, Arthropoda, Insecta, Lepidoptera, Nymphalidae.
UGUCGUGGGCGGGACGCAUCGACUCUUGCCACAUUUCCCGCGAAAAAUUACGUGUUCUAUCGCUGCUACGAUACAUUCUAUUAUAUUCUGACUUAGCAAAACGUUUCCUUGUCAUAGUAAAUUAUGUUAAUGUGUGACAAUUCGUCUAUGUGCAUUUUUGAUCGUGUUUGCUAAAAACUUUGAGUGAUUUUAUUCGUAUAGAAUCAGUAAGGCUCAGUGGUUCACGGAUUUUCCGAGGACUUAUCGUAUCAACGUAAGUUCAUUGACUAGAAGCCGAGUCUAAAACGAGUUACUGCGGCUGGGAAUAGAAAAAUUUGCAGCUAAUAUCAUAUCUGUAUCAAGCUCUCCACCCGUACAUGUGGAAGUGAAUACUAGUCAAAUGUCAACGCGGUACCGAUAGUGUCAGUGGUUUUGGAUGUGGCUUAUCGGAAGCUGAUCGAGCUGGCGUGGUACGGGGGAGGGGGGGCGAUGCAGGCGGGUGGCGGGUGGUUUGUACCAUGGACAAUGGGGGUACAAAAGUUUGCAGUGGCGUUGCCGAUGGGCGGUGUGGUACCACUCGUGCCCCCGCUGCUGGCGGCUCUGCCACCGGCCCCGCCGCCGCUUAGACUGAUCGCUCCGCCUUUACAACAUCAAUCGCAAAGAAAGGGAGAAAAAGACAACAACAAGAAUUGCAUACUGUCCUGCGAGAAGAGAAAAGCCGAGGACUCGGAUGUCAACAAAGACUUAAAGAAGGCGAAACUAGAAACAAAGGCGUUGAAAGCGAAAAGGCCCGGCUUUACAGACGACAGAUACAACGAAACAUCUUAUUACAUUGAAAAUGGCCUCAGGAAAGUCUAUCCUUAUUACUUCACGUUUACGACGUUCACCAAAGGAAGAUGGGUCGGAGAGAAAAUCCUCGAUGUCUUCGCGAGGGAGUUCAGGGCUCAUCCCGCCGCCGAGUACGAAAGGUGCAUCAGGGCUGGCACUCUCACGGUGAACUACGAAAGGGUCGACCCGGAUUACCGGCUCAAACAUAACGACUUACUCGCCAACGUCGUCCAUAGGCACGAAGUACCGGUGACCAGCCAACCGAUCACCCUCGUUCAUAUCGACGAGGACAUUGUGGUUGUCAACAAACCAGCCUCUAUCCCCGUGCAUCCUUGCGGUCGAUAUCGGCACAAUACUGUUGUAUUUAUACUCGCUAAGGAAUAUAACCUCAAAAACCUAAGGACAAUUCACAGACUCGACAGACUAACGUCAGGUCUCCUAUUAUUCGGAAGGAGUCCGAAGAAGGCGAGACAAAUGGAACAUCAGAUAAGGAAUCGACAGGUGCAGAAGGAAUACGUUUGUCGAGUGGACGGCGAGUUUCCGGAGGCCGAAAUCGAAUGUCUAGAACCUAUAGAAGUGGUGAGCUACAAGAUCGGUGUGUGUAAAGUGUCACCGAAAGGCAAGGAUUGUUCGACGGUCUUCAAACGAUUGGGCUACAACGUCGCAGCGAACACGAGCGUUGUUCUGUGUCGGCCGAAAACAGGCAGAAUGCAUCAAAUCAGAGUUCACUUACAAUAUUUAGGUUACCCAGUUGUCAACGAUCCUCUAUACAAUCACCCUGUAUUCGGUCCUAUUCGAGGAAAGGGCGGUGACACAGGAGGCAAGACAGACGAACAACUCGUGAGAGACCUCAUCGCUAUACACAACGCUGAGAAUUGGCUCGGAGUAGAUGCAGCUGAUGACGACCUACUGUUCUCUAAGCCCGCUUCCGACGACAAAGUUGGCGAGGAUGAGUGCGAAGGUCCUGCUUCAAGGGAAUCAUCACCUAGAUUGGAGUCACCAGCUCCUGGUUUGACACCAUCAACGAUUAUGACGCCGACGCUGGCGAGCCCGUCGAGCGCGUCGGAGGCGCCGGGCGGCGUGCCCUCCCCCGCGCCCUCUCCAGAACUCACUGAUGACUCCAGCGACGCUAAGUCAGAUAAAGUGACAGUGGCUACCCAAACCGGUUGUUCACCAGCCAUCGUACGGACAAGUUCCAAUAACCCUGGUAGCGCAACCAGCAUGAUUACAGCUGGUAGCUCUACCGGCGCGGACGCGCUCACGCCUGACCCGCACUGCUACGAGUGUCGCGUUAGGUACAGGGACCCAAGACCAAGAGACUUGGUCAUGUAUCUACACGCUUGGAAAUACAAGGGGCCCGGCUGGGAAUACGAGACGGAGCUUCCACAGUGGGCCGGCAUCGAUUGGGAGGAGCCGGAUAGUUCAUAGUUACAGGUCUUGACACCACUGCAGAAGCGCCUCGCUUCAUCUCUAUAUAUAUCCAACAAACCGAUUAAGUGAACAUCGGACUUAUCAACAAAGACGGUAUCAUUUAUAACAAUGUUUAAAUAACUAAGUGUGAUCAUUGUAACAGUGUCUCUGAUGAAAUACAAAUGUAACGAAAUAUAUUUCGUGUUAAAGUUAGUCGUAAUAUUAUCGAUGGUAAUGUCGUGUUCAACGAAAUUAAACACAAAUUAGAUCUAGAUGAAUUGGACACAGAAAUAAUAAUUGAUAACGGUCACGACGACUUCGGUACAAUGAAUGUUACGAAUGUUAAAAAUACAUGUUGUGAUGCAGAUGAUAUACGAGUCGCUUUCCGUACGAACUUGGGUUCUAACGAGCCUUAACCGAAAUGUAAUUAAACAAUCAACACAAGUGAAUACUUGGCUGUUAUAUCUCAGUGCUGAGGCGGUUUUGUAAUUUAGUUUAAGAAUAGCGUAAGUGAAUAUUAUUUUAUAUGCAUUAAUUGCACUUUUGGUAUUUCGUUUUCUUUCUUACCUUCCAUUAUAUUAGUGACCCUCUUAGUACUUCGGAUCUUUUAUUUCGAUUCGCUUUUAAUGUUUUAGAUUUUACUUUGUCACUUCAGUUCCUAUCGGUCUAGGUUGUUUCUUAACGCUUGUCGUAGCGUAGAGUUAAGGGAUGAUAACAAAUUUUGUAAAAAUAUCAAUACCAUUAAAAUAGAUUUAUCGCUUAAACGAGGCAGGGUCUGAACCACGAUUAUAAAUCAAUAUACUCGUAUUAUCAUCGAAGUUUUUCUCAUCACCAAAAUGAUGAUCUGUUCGAUUAAUAUUAUCAUCAAAGUUAUCAUUUUAAUCGAAAUUUUUAUUUGUCGUUUUUUUGAAACAUUUCACACUGCUUACGCGUUAGUCCGUUUUUUAUAUAAAAACAUAGAUCGAAGUGUUGUAUAUUCAAAUAGAAUAUGUUAGAGAAAAUGUCGACUGUGUAUCAGUCAUAUUAAAAAAUUCGGACCACUGCAGUAUUUUAUUAAAAAUCGUAAAUAGGACCACUGUUUAUAGAAAGGCUAUCUCUGUAAUAUAAAACGCGUUUACAAAUAAAUGCAUAAUUAAGAAUGAACGCAAUUCUGCGAGCGAUAGUGACGCUCCAACGUUUUUGGCUUCCAUAGUUUUGAUUAGACUGUAUAAGUAUCCUCGGAAAAUUUUGUACUUUAAAUAAAUAAAAAAAAAAGAAUUAUAAUCGCGUCUUUCACUUAAAAUCACAUCUUAACCUUCACGCGUCCGUUGCCCUUCGAUCUGGUGAUCGACAUUUGAAGUUUGAUAUGCAUUUAUUUAAUAUAUUUCGCUUGCAAUCGUCCUCUUUCAAAAAUCAUCAUUAUCGAUUCAACGAUAUGAUUUUAUUUCGUUUCCGUUUGUAACCAAAGUAAUAGGUUUAUCCAAAGAAGGAUGUUUUGAUGCGAAGUAAGAUUCGGUUUGGGAGCAGAUCGAAGCAGCAGGUUUAAAGACAUGGGUAAGAGUUUUGUUUUGUUUUCAUAAUUCAUAAGAUUUGCGUGUUUCUAGACGAUAAGUUAUGCCAGUUUUGAACGGGGCCCCAAUUUUGCGGUUCGGUCAUCAGUUGGUUCCGCAUAGGUUCUCGAACGUAUUAUUGCCGUUGUAAGUAGAAUUGACCCCCCCACCCCACCCUGUAUUAUUGUAACAAUGGAUUGUUUUGAACAUGUACAACCGAAAUUUCUUUAGCUAAAUAAUUAUUCGAUUCAUCGUCGCUGGUUUAUUUAUUAGAUACAUUAGUUAGUAUUAAAAUAUAAAAGACAAUUCUUAUUAACUCUAAAAAUAUUUUCACGAGCUUUCAUAUAAAUUAAUUCUAUGGAAAAUUAUAUAUUUUUCUUACUCGUAGCGUAGUUGCAGCGUGCGUACUAUCUAUAUAUUUAUUUAUAAAACUUGUACGUGUGUUUAAAAUUCACUUCGGAGUAAGUGAGGACAUUUUUAUUCUUUUUCACAUUAAAACCUUUUUGUUCGAAACUAUGACGUCACGACCGAAAAAAAAAUUAACUUACUCCGAUACACUGUUGCUAUAUAAUAUACGAAUGUGUAUGCUUCACACUGGUGUGCCAUUAAAUUUUCUUGAAGUCUUUUUCGUUAAUCCAACUGUCGUAAAUAUUGGGAUCAAAUUUUGUAAGCUUUGAAUGGGGUUCAUUUAAAAAAAAAAACUAUUUAAAAAAAGAAUUUCGAUUCUAAACGAUUUCAAGAGAUUUCGUACUAGUUUAACAAAUACCGUAAAAUAUAAUUGAAUAAUUAUACUUCUUUACAAUGACAUCGGUGAAAAUACUGAUUGAAUUUAAAAAAAUAAAUAAAAGGGUAGCGUGUAAAAAAUAUUUAUAAUCUGUGGCAUAUCACGAAACGCGAAGCUGAUUUGACUUGAUAGAAGUCAAAUGAGCUUCACAUGUGAACAUUGUUGUAUUUUUAUAUAGUCGGUAAGAUUGUUCAUAUACAUUGUGUUAUGUGUAAUGAUGACGAAAAUAACGAUUAUAUUACUGGCUGUACAAUAAUGAGACGUUGCGAUUUUUUGUCGCAGAUAAAUAAAUUAUUUCACAAUAAUAUAUACAGCCUCAUUUUUUUUAAAUCAUUGCGUUUCUAUAUGUUCUGCUUUUUCAUUUUAUUCGUUUAUUAAUAAGAAUUUCAUGUGCCUUCUCAAAAUAAAUUUAAAUAUAAAAAUGUAAAGAUAUGUUUUUCAUAACAGUUAUUUGUAAUUGUUACAAGUUUUUAAAAUGUAGGUAUUAUAUUUGGCACGACGAUUUUUAUUGUAAAGUGUGACUAGAAUUAACCUUUGUUACGUCUUAAGAACAAGGGCGGUACUGGCAAAUUUUUGUUAUGGUAAGACCAAAAUUACAAGGAAAGUUCUUUACUAAAUGUAAUUCUAUAAGAAUAACAUUUGAAUAAUAAUAAUUUUAAUAAAUCAUAUAGUAAACAUUACUGAUUCACAGCCUUUGUUCUAAGAUUCCGAUUCGAUUGUUCUAGAAAGCGAAACCAACGUAUAUUUCGUUCUGGUCACACUGAAAUUGAUUUCGGCACGAAUCAAUAUAGUAAAUAUGUUUUGCAUAGUAUAUGUUAUUUAUAUGAUUACUAACACCAAUGCGAUAUAAAUAAAAAGAAGUUUGUUGUUUAAAUUUCGAUUUUUUUUUUUUGUAUAAUUUGAACGACGACUACAUGAAAGACAUUUUAUUUUGUAUAAGUAUUGGUAAUUAAGGUUAUAAUAGCGUUUCCUUCUUUAGAUUCGUGUUAUGAUAAUUCAUGUUUCCACUUAAAAUUAAUUAGAAUUAAAUUCAUCUUUGACA